GAGAGGAGGAAGUGUAUUCUCGGAGUAUCGAAUAAUUUUCCGGAGGAUGCGGCGAAACAUAUCGCAAAACGAUGCUAAUCAUUGACCAGCAUUCCACGUGUUCCAACACGAUUGGCUCCUCCUCUCAACUCCCGUAUGAUGAACCCCUGACUCUCUCUCUCUCUCUCUCAUCAUCGAAAAGUCUAACAGGAGACUUCGAUUCCACCUCGGACCACCAUUCAUGAUCGGAUGAAUCGAACAACUGAUCCAAUCGAAGAAUUCUAGAGUUCUUUCGGUUUGUUGAACCUGAAUUAUGGACCCGUUUGAUGGUACCAGUUGGGAUCUUCUCGAUUAUAUCGUCGACGAUGUUCCAUCGACCGAUCUCUAUUGGGGAAGCCAAAGUGCUGAUGUGCAAGCUGAUUUUUCACUUACUGAGCCAAUGCUACAAGAUGAGGAUUGUAUAGAGAAAGAAUGCCCAAAGAAAAGAGCACGGAAUAUUUCAUGUAGCAGAUUGGGGACGAAAGCCUGUCGUGAGAGAUUACGGAGAGAAAAAUUGAACGAGAGGUUUGUAGAGUUGAGCUCCUUAUUGGAACCUGGGAGACCUCCCAAAAAUGACAAGUUGGCCAUACUUGGGGACGCCAUCCGAGUUGUGAACCAGCUGCGAGCUGAAUCUCAAGAAUCCAAAGAGACAAAUGAGAAACUUGUAGAAGAGAUAAAAAGUUUAAAGGCCGAGAAGAAUGAACUUCGUGAAGAGAAAGUGGUGCUGAAGGAGGACAAAGAAAGGAUAGAGCAGCAGCUGAAAGCUAUGACUGUCUCACCUCCUGGGUUUUUGCCAGCCCCUCAUCCAGCAGCGGCAUAUCAUGCUGCGGCAAACAAGAUGGCUGUUUUCCCCAGCUAUGGAUAUGUUCCGAUGUGGCAAUAUCUACCGCCAAAUGUUCUUGACACAACACAGGAUCGAGAACUCAGGCCUCCUGCUGCUUAGAAAAUAGUCUUACGAAUUUGUGCACUAUUCCUGGAUGCUUAAUGUUCCUAGUAAUCAGUUUUUUUUUUUCCCGUUGAACUUGUAAAUAUUGCUGCUAGUAUUUUGACCAACUGUGGAAUGUUCCCUGAUUGUUUGGCUAGAAUGAAUCUAGAAAGUUGUUGGAAAGAA
Molecule: messenger RNA, 1129 nt
Organism: Rhododendron vialii
Lineage: Eukaryota; Viridiplantae; Streptophyta; Magnoliopsida; Ericales; Ericaceae
Product: transcription factor bHLH104-like
Exons: 5
Coding region: 293-961 (222 amino acids)
Biological process (GO): intracellular iron ion homeostasis; regulation of DNA-templated transcription
Molecular function (GO): protein dimerization activity; DNA-binding transcription factor activity
Source: RefSeq, a predicted model, not a curated record